Molecule: messenger RNA, 3306 nt
Organism: Tigriopus californicus
Lineage: Eukaryota; Metazoa; Arthropoda; Copepoda; Harpacticoida; Harpacticidae
Product: DNA damage-regulated autophagy modulator protein 2-like
Exons: 6
Coding region: 618-1646 (342 amino acids)
Source: RefSeq, a predicted model, not a curated record
UCAGACUAAGGCCGGACAAAAAGAAAUCUUGAAGUCGUUCCAAUUUUGAUUUGCGGAGAAAGGCUCAAUGUCUGGUCAAACUUUUGAGCAGGCGUAGAAGAAAGUUGUUUUCCAUCCCAUUCCCACAACAAUCAAGGCCAUGAGUGUAUUUUACAUCUUAUUCAGCCGACAAUCAACGACUGGCGUUCGCAUUCACAAUGAGCUGCUGAAGCCCCACGCUUUGGCAUUUCUUAUCCUCGUCUGGAGCCAAUGAGGGACUCUACAACACACAUUCAGUAGUCAGGUCUAUUCAGUACAUGUACAACAUCCAAACCUGUUGCUGGCCUUGAAUGAAGAAGCUCGGCACAACAUACGUCGAUUCCCACACAUACACACUCACUGACAGCGCCUCCUGCUAUUGAGAGCGUGCUAUUCUAGUGGAUAGAGGUGAGGUAGUGAGAAUUUGUGCCGUGGAUGCCAAGCCAAAACUUUUUGGGGGAGGGGGAUCGUCUUCAGAUUUCUCUUGAGGAAACAGUGCUGGUGGCUUGUUGGUGCAUCUCCUCCACUUGAGUUGAGGGGUGUUAUGAUUGUCGUCAAGUCCGGAUGCGUGAGUGACGAUGGCGUGACGGACUCUUACCAUGAUGGAUUUGUUUUGGAUCCCCUUGCUGAUGGCCACGGACUUCCUGGCCGCGAUGGUGUUGCCGUACUUCUUGGCCUUCUAUUUGGGACAUGUGCCCGGAUUCAUGCCCUAUGUGAGUGAUUGUGGCGUGUUGAUCCCGGAGAGGACGGUGUUCAGUGAGCUCAUCAACAUCGCAGUGUUCCUACAGCUUUUAUUCUCGUACUUCAGAUAUGAACAAGUCUCCAGUGUCAAAAACUACAGCAUUAAACGUGGCUUGGUGGUGUUGAAUAAGUGGUGUGCAUCAUUGGGCGUCUGCAUCUCGUUUGGCCUCUCCUUGAUUGGAAAUGCUCAAUUGGAACACAACGGCGUCAUCCCAACGGACAAAGACGAAAUGAUGGUUGAACCAGCCUCGCUCACGUCCUCCUCGCCCACCAACAUGGAACUCAGAGGGCAGAACCAUGAGGACAAUGCCUCAACAUAUCUCGGGCCCUAUUCAGAGUAUGCCAGUUUGAUGCAAAACAUCCACUGGUUUGGCGCCUUCUGUGCCUUCAUUAUUGGCAUUCUCUGGAUGUUCCUCCAAAGUGUGCUCACACUGCGCAUGGGCGUCCGAGGAGUCUAUUUCUGCAUCAGAAUAGGCAUCUCCGUGGCAGCCCUGUUCUUUGUGGUGGUCGGGAUCGCUUUGGCGCUCUCAGCGGCGGUUAAAAACGAGAGUGGCAAACUCAAGUGGGACGACUCCGCACAUAAUUUGGAAACCCGGAAAGGGCGAUUGUCGGUGGCAGCCGCCUGUUGUGAAUGGUUGGCUUGUUUCCUCAUCGUGUCCUUCACCGCCACUUUUGUGCCUGAAUUCCGACAUUAUGACCUCAAACGGGCUGGAGUGCGUUCCAAAGGGGCCCUCAAUCCUGGUGGGACCAACCCGACCAGGCUCUCGCAACAUGUUCCAGGUUGCUCGGCGGGUAAUGGGACGGUCCAUGAAAUCGGCCCAGAACUGCAAAGUCAUCAACUCUUGGAAGAACAAGAGAACCUCGUGCAUCCUCAAAACAGCAGCUGACGACAGCGAAAAUCAGUCUUGUUGUUUUUUCACUAGCUGAGAAACGCUUUUCAAGUUUCAUGAUUGCAAGCUUGGAUAAUGUACCUCUACUUUUGGUUACCAUGCUGCCGCAGAAACAUUCAUAUUUGAUACUUCACAAAAUGGUGGAUAUGAUUCACUUUUGAUCACGCUUAAUUUGACAUGUCUCAGUUAAACGAAACUACAAAUGCAAAUCACGUUUUCAAAGACUGGCAUAUGGACCGUGGUUCCUAUUUUUUUCAGCAAGUGCCGUUUCAAAUUUGGGCAUGUCAUUUGUAGCCUACAUGUACGGUACAUAUUAACAUUGAGCUUCGUAGAAGGUUGAUUGGUGACUGAUAUUGGCCUCAGCUCAGUAAACCUGGAUAUUUUUGAUGCUAAAUAUUUAGGGUCCAAUCUACCCUCACUCCAUACCGGUUCUGUGUUGAAUUGAGCAAGAGAUCUAAGAUUAAUGAAAGUAUUUGAAGGCAAGAGCAACUGCAUUGGAUCAAUCACAUGCUUGCAUCAUGACCCUCCUUUAAACUAAGAAAAUACAUAUAUUCAUAAUACAUUCCGCAAAUUAGAGCUCUUCCAAUGUGAAAUUUGAAUGCGUAGUGCCAUCUAUCUUCAAUGCAUCCCCCUGUACUUGAUCAGACUUUAUGCGACACUAGCAUAACAUUCACAACUUUCAUUCCCUAUCUGUUUCCACCCCAAAAUGUGAGGGGGAAGUAUCAUUGAUCAAUCUGCAUACAUUCAAACUUAUCGAACUUAAGGGAAAUCCUUUUGACCCUUUCCAUAAUGCUAUCAAAACUGGCUGAGCAAGUUGACAACAUGAUACGUGUUCAGGCAAAUUACGGCUCAUGGAUCAUAUCAAAAUCCCGGUUAUAAAACAAAAGUUCUCAACAUAAUGGCUUCAUCCUGUAGAUUGAAAGAGAAAUAUAGAUAGUGCCUCCUAGUCUCUACUGAUAUGUGAGUUUUGUCAUCAUUGUUACUUUGUCCUCACUUUUUGAACAUGGCUAUCAAUUCAUAGUACGUGACAAGUACGAGUAUAACAAGCCUUUCACUAUGUCCAAAUAGUACGAUUGAUUGGGUGUCCUUCGUGUGAACGGUCUUAGUUUCAUAGUUACCACAAUACUAUGGAUGGCCUUUGCCAGGGUACAUUUGAUACAUCGCUUACUCGUGUAUACGCGUGAGAAUACGGAAGAAUCACUUUAAAGCUCUAAAGCUUAGACCAGAGAGGGGCCUUUGUAACAUCUCUUUUACAAUAAAGCAAGAAUAGGAGAAAAUAUUCUGAAUUUAAAUUGAAAUGUGAAAGGUCACAAAAUUAGGAAAAAACAUUAAAUUUCAAUUUUGAUUUAUCGAACACGUGAUAUUUGGUUUCAUUUUUCGCUUCAUGACAACUUGAUAUUUUAGGUUUUGACAAGCUGUCUUAACCUUGGUGUAGAGGGGAAAAGGGUACAACAUGAAGAAUCUAAUAUUCAGACUAUUUAGACCCUUUAAUGACGAUGUAUUAUAUUUUUGAUUAACUAUAGGGAUUACUUUUUAUAAAUUAUUGCACUACUUUACCGCCCUAAAGUGUUAAAUUAUCAUCACACGGUUGAAUUUGUAUUUCAUUUUCAUUACAUUGAAAAAACUCUUUCAAUAAAGAUAAUGAUAAUGAGUUCAA